AUGACGGCCGGCCUUAAGACAAUUAUCGCACUAUCAUUCGUCCUCGCCAUUGGCUUCUUACUCGUCAUUCUUUCCUCAGCUCUUUGGCAUAACUUCUUACCAUUAAUUGUCGUUGCAACUUACGUUGUUGCUCCCCUACCCAACUGGAUCUGCUCACGAUGUGCGAACCCAGAUGAUUUUAUGGACAGCUCGGGAAAUGCUGCUGCUGAUUUUGGCCGUUUCUUAACGGGUUUCCUAGUCUUGAUGGGCAUUGCGCUCCCAGCUGUGCUUGCGCAUAGCGGCGCAAUCCAGGUCCCAGCGAUGAUCAUGUCGAUCCUUGGUGGUCUCUUGAUUUAUGGAACAAUUAUUAGUUUCUCUAUGUUCUUCAAGGAGCAGGAAGAGUUUUGA
Messenger RNA from Aspergillus bombycis, 387 nucleotides. RefSeq names its product Vps55 family protein. The transcript is spliced from 3 exons. Gene Ontology annotation, biological process: late endosome to vacuole transport via multivesicular body sorting pathway. The coding region runs from base 1 to 387 and encodes 128 amino acids. The record is from RefSeq and is a predicted model, not a curated record. Gene Ontology annotation, cellular component: endosome; Vps55/Vps68 complex. Lineage: Eukaryota; Fungi; Ascomycota; Eurotiomycetes; Eurotiales; Aspergillaceae.